Molecule: messenger RNA, 1371 nt
Organism: Effrenium voratum
Lineage: Eukaryota; Dinophyceae; Suessiales; Symbiodiniaceae
Source: the annotation of a GenBank genome assembly
AUGGCGUUGCGGGACCAGGAGGAGGAGCUGCUGUACCAGGAACGGAAGUCAGAUGAACGCAGCAAGGAGCAUGCGAAGGUCGGUGGCUUCAGCCCUAACCAAUGGGCGCUUGGACGUGAUCCUGGACUGGAUUUGAAGAUGCAUGAGAGCGGACGAGAUGGAGCUCCCAUACACGUCGGACAGCGCGACCCCAAGGAAGCGGUGUCCAAAGCAAUGGCGGUGCGAACUCGAGCUGAGGAAGCGUAUAGCCGGAUGGUGGUGCAGGAGGCGAUCAAUCGCGCUUGGAACUCGAGCCCCAAGAAAGGUGAUACCUACAUGCCGGGUGAUUUGGUGUAUUAUAAGAGGUUUCAGGCUCCUGGACAAGCAGUUGCCCAUGCGGAUGUCGAUGUCACGCGAAGGCGGAUGGCAAGAUGGUUCGGUCCGGCAAGGGUCCUAGCGACGGAGACGCUGUCGCCCUCGGGGAACGCUGAAGAUUCUGUGCCGGGCAAGAUCAUUUGGAUCGUGGCAGCUGGCAGGCUCAAACGUGUCAGCCCGGAGCAACUUUGUUUGGCUUCGCCCAGAGAGCGUUUGAUUGAGGAGGGCACCAACCCAGCAGAUUUUCCGUGGACUAUCCAUGGGAUGCUCAACAAAGUAGAGAAGGGCGAGUUCGACAACUACGAAGACCUCUACCCAGAUGGCGGCCGACUUCCUCUGAUGCAACGCCAUGGUGGCACCGCGGAAAGGAGCCGGUCAUCGGCAAAAGUGGUGAUGGAUGAGUCCCUCGGUGAGGCGGUAGCUCUUCUCAUGGACUCCGAGAAGGGCAAGAGCAACCUCAUGCGGGACCCUGUCAACAGCUACCUGAUUGACGAGCUCGGCAUUGGUGACAAUGAGGUGAUGGCGUGCUUCAGUGUUGACGUGCCCGAGGAUGGCAAGGAGUUCCGGCAAUUUCAACGAGAUCCGGAAGAGUGGCUGGUGAAGAAGAUUAAGAAAUCCCCGGAGGUCAGUCUGUCCAAGAUGGCUCCUGAAAGGAUUGAAGAUUUCCGCAAAGCCAAAGAAGCGGAGGUCACUCAGUGGGUUCGUUCGGCAGCGUGCCGGGCGGUGGAAGGCGGCAGGCUCAUUCCGAAGGACAGGGUGAUGAAGAUGCGGUGGGUCCUCACCGUGAAGGGCAGCGGCGCUGCAAAAGCUCGGAUCGUGAUCGUGGGCUUCACUGACCCUGAUCUUGCUUGCUUGCCUAAGGCUAGCCCAACCAUGAGCCGGAGAUCCAGACAGUUGAUGGCUACCAUGGCGGCGACGGCAGGGUGGUCUCAGCUGAAGUGUGAUGCGAAGAGCGCUUUCCUUCAACAGUCGGAACACGGAGGAAUCGCGAAGCAUUUCUGCGGUACCCCCGGAUGA